Messenger RNA from Hyposmocoma kahamanoa, 9401 nucleotides. RefSeq lists its product as uncharacterized. The record is from RefSeq and is a predicted model, not a curated record. The transcript has 35 exons. Gene Ontology annotation, molecular function: protein binding. The coding region runs from base 881 to 8500 and encodes 2539 amino acids. NCBI's taxonomy places the organism in Eukaryota, Metazoa, Arthropoda, Insecta, Lepidoptera, Cosmopterigidae. Gene Ontology annotation, cellular component: mitotic spindle. Gene Ontology annotation, biological process: mitotic spindle organization; regulation of mitotic cell cycle.
AUAUUAAAUUGAAAUGGCUACACUCAUCGCCGGUUUCCAAAAGGUCCUUUCGAACGAAAAUCACGAAAAUGACGUAUUUCUAUUCGUUCAUUGACCGAACUAAAAUGAAAAAAGAAUAGUUCCACAAAUCAAUCAAUCAAUUCAAAAGAUUAUUUUUGUGCCGAUCGCUGCCAACUGAUCGGGUGUAUUAUUUUUCUGUACGCUUGAUUAAACUUGUGGACUACUUCUAUAAUUCCGCGUGUGACUUUUUUCAGUGACGCUAAGUUGUAAAAUAUUGCUAACAAUAGUGUGACUAGGUAACCAUAUUGUGUGAUGUGAUACGUGUGCCCGAACAAAAGAUACAAUUAUUAUUUUCUGUUUUAUCACUACAUUCUUAUCGUAAUUACCUGUUUUGUGAUUUCUCUACAAUAUAGACGUUUGAAAGCGUGUAACAAUUAACAAAUAUACGGUGUUGCUACGAGAGGUAAAAAGACAACACUAUUCAGAACUAGCGGAAAAAACAGAACAGACGCAACCGUCGCCGUGAAAACCUGUCACGGUUAUAGUAUUUUUUAAAAGCGAAUCGAUUUAAAAUUAAAGCCAGUCAAUAAAAAAAGUGUUCAAAUUCUUGUAAAAUUUUAAGUAAUUUAGUGGUAUGAAUAAGUGCUCGCAUUCCGUUCUAAGUGCUCAAUGAAAUGUUAUAAAUAAAAUAAAGUUCCUUUGCUACGGCUAGUGACAAAACGUCCAUAAAGUGAAUUGAGUGUUUUUCCAGUAGUGUUAAGUGCUAAUUAAUUUAAAAGUAAGUUGUUACAUACGGAAAAUGCAUAAAAGAGGAAUUGGUCAAAAAUUAAUUGCAGUGCCAUCUAGUGUCGAGUAGCGGAAAUGCUUAGUACGUAGGAGAAUGGAGGCCGGUUUCAUACCGGUGCAUGGUGGCAACGCGGGCUCGGCCGUGCCGUCGGCCGUGAUGGCGCCACCGGCGAACGUUAUUCGCGCGCCGGGCCUGAAACGCGGAAAAAUGGAAGAGGCAAUUUCUGAUCGGAUUAAGUUGGAGAGCGUCUUCGGGUUAACUGUGGGCAGUAACGCAGCGUUAGACUGCGACCCUCAUACUGAGCUCGUUGCGUAUCCAGCCGGGUGUACUGUAGUCCUUUACAACGUGCGCAAGAAUCGUCAAACUCAUGUACUAAAUACAUCGCGUAAGAGCGUCACUUGUGUGGCGUUCUCUCCCGAUGGAAGGUACUUGGCCACGGGGGAGUGUGGACAUGCGCCGGCGGUUAGAGUUUGGGACUUGCAGGACCCGACGGCGUCGGGGGCCGUGCAAAUAGGAGAAUUUCCUGGCCACACGCACGGAGUUAGUUGUGUGGCGUUCUCAACAACAUCCAAGUAUCUAGUCUCGGUCGGUUCGCAGCAUGACAUGAUUGUCAAUGUGUGGGACUGGCGUGCCAACCUCAAACUCGCUAGCAAUAAGGUUUCAUCUCGGGUGAAGGCAGUGAGUUUCUCCGAGAGCGGUAAUUACUUCGUCACUGUUGGAUUCAGACAUGUCAAGUUUUGGUACCUGGAGUAUUCUAGGAAUGCUAAAUCCAUGCUAGUGGUAAUGCUAAUCCCCUUCUUUUCCAGCCACAUGUUCACGCAGCCGCCGAACGCGCGGUACCCAGACGCGGUGGCACUAACGUACGACGAGACGAACCAUAAACUGACUUGCGUCUACAACGACCACAGCUUGUACGUUUGGGAUGUUAGAGAUAUAAAACGGGUGGGCAAGGCGCACUCGGCGCUGUACCACUCGGCCUGCAUCUGGGGCGUGGACAUGGUGGCCAGCGACGGGCCCGCGCCCGCCGGCACGUUGCUCACCUGCUCCAGCGACGACACCGUGCGCCUGUGGCACCUCAAGCCGCCCGGGGGCCCCAACAUCUACAGCAACGAAUUGACCAAAGUGCUAUACAUAGAUCCGGAGCUGAAGUUUCUCAAGGACGUGGACUUAACAGCAACCAGCGAUAAAGACAAAUCGAAGAGUUACGACGAUAAGACUGGAGUUCGAUGCGUGCGAGUUUCUCCCGACGGAGCGCACAUCGCGUCGGGCGACCGAGCCGGCAACAUCUGGAUCCACGACGCCAAGGGAAACCUCCUCAGGACCUUGGAGGCUCACGACGCUGAGGUCCUAUGUCUAGAGUAUUCCGCUAAGCCCCGACUGCUGGCUUCCGCCUCAAGGGAUAGACUUAUACACGUAUUCUUGGUUGACCGGGGCUAUCAAAUCCUGCAGACCUUGGACGAGCACUCCUCAUCAAUUACAGCUGUCAGAUUCCUCAGCUCGAGUGGUGGUCUUCAGAUGGUGUCUUGCGGUGCUGAUAAAACCAUACUCUUUAGGCAGUUACGCACGACGCACGACGGCAGCUAUCAAUUCGCACGUGGACAAAACGUGUCCGGUCGAACAACUUUGUACGACAUGGAGGUCGAUGCUGGAGGACGACAUAUACUCACCGCUUGCCAGGAUCGCAACGUGCGUGUGUACAGUGCAGCACAUGGCCGACAUACGAAGACUUUCAGAGGCACUGUAGCUGAAGACGGUACGCUGAUAAAAGUGGCCCUCGACAACAGUGGUAUCUACUUGGCGACUUCAAGCACGGACAAAAUAUUAAGCGUGUACGAUUAUUAUUCGGGCGAAUGCAUGGCCACGAUGUAUGGACACUCGGAAAUCGUCACUGGCCUUAGGUUCACCCCGGACUGCCAGCACCUGAUCUCUGCGUCGGGCGACGGCUGUAUCUUCGUCUGGCGCGUGCCGCACGACAUGGUGGUCACCAUGAGGGCGCGCCUGGCGCAGCAGGCCAUUCGCCAGGGGAAGAAAGCACCGUCUACAAACGGCAUGUCAGGUCUUGACAGCGAAUCGGAUUCUCACUUUGGUUCGCCGCCACGAGAAAUACCCGACGAUACCAAAUCUUUGACACCUGUUGGACCUGAUUAUACGCUGCGCAUAGGCCUGCUGCCGUCGUGGGCGAAGAAAAGCCUCGGCGACACGCUGGCGCCACCCGACACGACGGCGCCCGACCCGCCCGCCAGGGGCAAGUGGGCCACCAGGAUACAGCCGGCACCGGAAAAACGUGUCGAUUCCGAUGGGUCCAAGGACAGUUCUUUGGACAGUGGUACAGAUACAAGGUACAUCGAGAAACGGAGAGAACAAACUACUAAACAGAGGCCGAGGUCUCUCAACCUUGCGCAGCUCCCGCGCGUCGAGGCGCUGUUCCGCAAUUUUGACGCAACUUUGAAACAAACAUACGACAUACUUUCAAUUUCUCCUAGAGUCGAGAAGGUGACAAUAAAUCUGUCAAAAACUGGCUUGUCAGAUGGACGGACACGGCAUCACACUGACGACUCUUCGUUGGGAAGUUUUAAAUACGAGGACCAAGAAUCGACAGAACACGAUGGUGACAUUGAAGACAUAUCCGACGGGGAACGAACAUCGUCGUCUGAAAGAGGCAACCGACCUACUUACUAUCCAGGAAAUAACGAUGACCACACACACGGCGAAUUCAUGGUGAACGCAAUGGACGCAGAGGAGCUGCGGCAAUCGAUUCGUCGCUCGAAAAGAUGGAAGAACGAAUCGCCAAGAUUGGAACUACCUCUCACCGCUGGCACCUCGCUCAGCGGGUCGGGACAUGAUUCUGACGAUGACGAGGUGUCAACGCCUUCUGGUGACAAUGCAGAAAGAAAUCCUCUUUCUGGCUCAUGCGAGAGUAUCGACCAUGCUGGCCGGCGCGAAAUGUACAUCAAAUCAGCGUUCGACAGCUUAAGUGGUGCUGAUAUUGACAGCACUAAUACCGCAACCCCGCGGCCGCUGCCCGCGCCCCGCGGACCCACCAAGGCGCUGGACCCCGAGGCGGCGCGCCGCAGGGAGGAGCUCAACCGCCGGAUCUUGGAGACCAGGAAGCAGCUCGAGAACGUGGCGUUCCGUUCUAACCUAAAAUCAAGCCAAUCUACUACGGACCUGUCUUACAUACCAGAGAAAGAUGGCUCUCGCCGCCGUCCUACGUCCAUGGCCGUGCCUAGUAAUAGACAAUAUGGACCUAACCCCGAAGAGAAUCUAGACAGCAUAAAUUCUAAUUACUUUGAUAGCCUAAACCCUUACCAAACAAAUCUAAAUUUAGACUACCGUAAUAAAAAUCCUUAUGCCAUACCAGCUAAUCUAAAUAAGCUCAUACCUGAAUAUUCAGAGAAUAUAGUGCCUUAUGUACCUCCUCAUAAUAUUGAUACAGCACAAAAUGAUAAAAGAAAUAUGAAUUUUACGCAUUAUGGAGCCAAACCCAUUGUUUUCAAAGAACAAAAACCUUUGGCCUUUACUAUAGAUAUGAAACCACAAAGUAAAGUGUUUAAUAGACUAUUUCCACAAAAAGAAGAGAAAGUUGCAAGAAACUUCAAUUUAAACCUUACUAAAACCACUGAAGAUAAACCCCAACCCAAACCAAAACCAAGUGCGAGAAGUAUAUUUAAAAAUUACAAAUCAUGCCCAGUGUCACCUGUAUCUGAAGAAUGCAAAUGGUCUGACAAAGCUCUUAAACGAAAUCAAAAACAAGGAACGACAGAAUCUAAGAAGAGAAAUUCGCUAAGUUUCUUCGUUGGUUUUGAUAAUAAACUUAAAGAUAAUGGCAAAAGUAUAGUAGAUACAAUCAAAAGCGAUACUGAGAAAAUGAUUGCGGAAAUAACUAAGAAAUACGGUGAUCUUGACGACUACCAGCCGACGUUACAAAAUGACUUAGACUUAGAACCUACUAAAGAAGUAGACGAGAAAGAUGAUGGGAAUUUCUCAUCAGAUUCUUUAGAAGAUUGUAGUUUAAGUCAAGAUGCUAGUUGCAAAAAUAAACUUUACUCUAAAAAAGUUUGCAAGAAACAUAAUAAAGCAAAAUCGAUGCCACGUGCAGUUUCCAACUACGAAAUCUAUGAUACUGACAAACCUACAUUACCUAUAAAACCUGCCCAUAUAAGUGGUGAAAAGAGUUCAACGUUGCCCAGGAAUAUGCCAUCGAGUUUAGACGAUAUUAUCGAUGAAGAUUACAACAUGAAUCCUCAUUAUAACAUGUAUAGAUGUCAAAGUGUUUUGACUAAAAGAUGCAUCACAAGAUCCAAUGAAAGUGUCCUAAGUGACAAUUCAAAUUGUUCAAGUGUGUCAAAUGAAAUUUUUCUGAAAUAUGGAAACGAAGUUGCCUUUCAACAAGCUAAAUUUGAUAGCAGAUACAAUUUCAAUGAUUCCCAUAAUUGUUCAUUUGAAAAUCUAAAUGAGCCUGACGAGAAUUAUUUGGAGAACCAUAGACAUAGUAGUGCCAGUUUCUUCCUAAACCAGAAACGAUAUAAUAAAUCCUGUAGUCAGGAGUCCGUUCUUUCUGACGAAAUGUUUUUGGACGAAAAUCAACUGUCAAGAACGAAUUGUAACUCGCUUGAAAGUGUGUUGUCAGAUGAUUCGGAAUGUACGAAAAGUGCACCAUUAGAAAUGCUAUUUGAAGGCAAUAAAGCUAAAAAACAACAAAGACAUCCUGUAAACAUACCAAGAAAUAGUAAAAGUUGCUACGAAUUCGACAAUACGUCGAAAAGUUACGGCUCCAGUCCAAACAAUCCACCCUAUUUAGGUGGUUUUAUGUAUAAUAAUUAUACGGGAGAAUCAAGUCCCAAAUGUAGAGAGCCGUGUAAAGAACCUUUACCUGUCAGUUUAGUAGCUCCAGUAAAUAAAGUGUAUGGCUUUGAGAUCCCGGUAUCCGAGUUUUCGGGUCAUAAAACUGUAACCAGAUCGAAAAGUCUAUACAGCUCGUCGUCUAACCAACAACCGCCUCCUGCCAAGAAUAUUGCGUAUUAUUUCGACGGAAAUAAUAUACAGCAGUAUACUAAGGAUAAGAAGAAAACUGACGAAAUACCAAGACUUAACGCAGGAGACUAUAUGGCUAAUACUACCAAGUCGCUGCAACCAAAUUUCACAAACAAACUUAAGUAUAAAAGUGAAAUGGAGGGAUGUGAGAAGAACGCUAUGGUCAAGUCUAAAAGCUGUAGUUUUGAAGUCGUUUUGGAACCAGCAUCCAAACCGAAUCCAUUAAAGAAUUUAAUGGAAAAACGUAAUUCGCAUGUACAAAAGAAUCUGGAGAAAUUCGAAGAACAAAUUCGUAAACACGCUCAACACAAAAUGACUAAAAACCAUCUUAAUAAAGAGAAAGCCAACAGUAACAAGAAUAAUAUAACGAAAAGUCUCGAAAGAGGCUCAGGACACAAAAACAAUAAUACUAAGGUUAUUAUGGAGUUUGUUCCGCACAAACCUCCGAAACCCAUUAAACGUUCUUCAUCAGUCAAAAUUAAUAAUAGACUUAAAGCUGGUAGUGAUAAAACCGGCAUUAGUACUUCUAUAUCUUCACAAUAUAAAGCUAAAUUGGAUGGACUUCACAACAAAAAUUACUUAAACAAAAAACAUGAGGAUAAAAACUCAAACGUUGAGGACGUAGAGAAAACUUUCGAUGUUUUUGUUAAAGAAAAAGAUGUGAAUGAGAAUAAAUCGGAAAUUGCAAUGGAUAGUUUAGAAGUGUACGCCAUGCAAAGAAUGGAGCGUAUGAAACAAGUUAGUAUGGAUUCGUUGGAUGUUUUAGAAGAUAAUAACGAUUUUGCUAAAGAUUCCUUAGAUUAUUACGCAGAACAGGAUAACAAAAGCUACAAGAGUGCUAAAGAACAAUUAAACAUGAGAAUUUCAAGAGACAUUGCUGUGCCUGGUAAUAGUAGGUACUUCGAUCCCAAAGAAAAUGUAUCAAUAACAGAAGAAAUUCGAAAAUAUAAAUAUAUAGAACGGAAAUUGGAAAUUAUUAAUAAAUUAGUUGAAAUGGAAGAGAGAAAGAUAUUGCAAGAGAAAAUUUUAAAGGAAUGGCGUAUGAGGCCUUUGAAAGCCAAUAUAAAUGACGGAAGUGGAGUAGUCAAAGUUUUGUCUAGAAAAUUUGAAAAGUUAGCCACAAAACAGGCUACAGUACCUAAUUUUGCGUCUUUGGCUUUAGAUGAGGCAGAUACAGACACUGAAAAUGAAACCAGUAAUAAGGAAAUAAAAAGAAAUUUAAGUCUACCUGACAUACUUGAUACAGACCAAAUUGGAGAUUUAGUUGCAGUUGCCAACUCAGAAACGUCUAAUGAAAGUGGCAACGUUCAAAAACCUGUAGAACCAAAAUUGAAUAAUGAAAUCCAAAAUGAAGUGACACAACUUAAAUGCCUAAAACAAAGAGUAUACAACGAUAUGGUUAUUCCGAAAACUGAUUUACAUUUAGAUAGCGAAAACUACGAGUCAUCAACAACAAGCUCCAGUUGCACUAACUCACCGAAAAGGUUAUCAUUAUACGGCUUUAGCAGACCUAAAAUGCCUUUCAGAAAAAUCAUACGCGUACCAACACCUAGAUUGUGUAUGGAAUAUAAAACCAGACCGAAUAUAGGUACUAUAAGAGGAAUUCUAGCCAAAAGAAUGCCAAUACCGACGCCUGUGUUACCAUCGAAAUUUGCUACACAAGCCAACCGUACGCAUCUCUCCCCUGCGGAUCAAGAGGAGGAAUCUACAGGCAUGCGACGAGCUAUAUCGCUGUCGGAUUUGGCUGUUAAACCUACGCCGGCGCCUAGAACGCAAGGUCCUCCAAAGCAGGCGUCGCCUCAAAACGGCAAUAAUGCGAAGUCACCAAAUACCUUCGUUCGCCCCCCACCACCUCGGUAUAACAAUAAGACCAAUAUGACACGAAGUUCCAGCGUCGGAGUUUUGAAUCAGAGCGACUCCGAGUCAGACCCUCAGCCAUCCCGCACCCAGCCACGCACCCAGGGCCUGAUGCGGCCGACAAUCAGCAGCAUGAACAAGCAGGCUGCCAAUGCGGCCAGGAGACGAGGACUUGCAAAUGCCUACAGUGCUGUGAACCUAAACACUGGUAACCAAGAGGAGUCGUCUUCGGAAGCCGAAGAACGGACUUCGGAGAAGCCAGCUGUUCCACCGAGGCCCAGAGCGGGCAGUGUGGAUCAUACUAGAAGAAUAGGACGCAGUGGUAGCGAACGCGAUCUAUCAGCAAAAGCGCGGGAAGUUACAGCCAGACUGACGGCCAACACACGGCCUAGGCCGAAAACCGAGACAACAACAGCUGAUAACAAUUUGUCAGUGGCUGCUCUAACUGAGCAGUUAACAAAAACCGCCAGUAAAGUGGUACAACUGUACAGAAGUCUGCAGAGAGAGCCGAAUGCUGCAGCCGACAUCAGCGGUUUAGAAGCGGCGAUCGUGGAGACGCAGAAGGUUCUGCGCAGCGCCGUGGAGCAGUCGAACGGCGACGCGCCCAGCAGCCUCUCCUCCGAAGGGGACAUGCUCAACGCCAGGCUGCGACUCGAGCACUUAGUCAGUAAAGAAUCCAACGCUAACAAUCCAGCAAUGUCCCUAAUAGAGCAAUAUUCUGAUAUACUUUUGAAUAUGAUGCAAAGCAAAAUGGUUUCCCAAUUCGCCAACAGCCCCCAAAGUCUACCACCUACCACGAGAGAACCUGGGGGAGAAAGCUAGUAUUCGCUAUAGACUAUGUCAUUAAGUAAAGUCAAGAUAAGCUGGCAUCAGAAGCUGUUGUGUCACUUUAUCUCCAACCAAUGGACAUCAAACAAUGCCAGGAUUAUCCCAGAUGGUAUAUUAUAACGUACGAGGAUAUUUUUAACUCUGUGUAUUCGUUUUAGGCUUCUAACUUUUGAUAGAACUACUUUAAGAUCCCAGGAACGCCUUUGAGUUCUGUACAUUGUUGUAAAAAUUAUAUGAAUGCCUGCACAAUUUAUGAAUGCAAUAACAAUUUUGUGUGUGUUGUUAUUUUGUUUAAUAUUCAACUAGGAGUUUUUAAAAGUUUUAAGUCAUCAUUCUAAUAGAUAUAUAAUCUAAUAGAUAUAGAAUAAUUUUUACGCGUGUUUAUGAUUAUUUUACCCAAUUACGCUGAAGAUAAAAAAGGUGAUGUUUUUAAGCAAGUGCGUACGUAUCUUACCAUAUACAGUUUUUACUUCAAACCGGUAUAGAUAAAUGAGGUGUUCAUAGGCUUAUUGUAAUCCCGGAGGUGACAUAGGAUACAUGACGUCAUGAUAAAACCAAUAUAGGGGACUCCAAAGGCAUCUUUUGUGUGAUUGGAUUUUUUUGAACAGAUCUAAUAAUUAUAUUACGAAAUGUUCAAAUUGGAGACUUCUUAAUUACUCGAUGUCAUGUAACGUCAUAUUGCAACGUUUACACCGAAAAUGAGUUUUGUAAUUUCGGCGCUUUCCACUUUGUGAUUGGUAGAUAUGGAUAACGCCGAAAUUACGUAGCUGAAUUUUAAUAACUGUGGCGCUUUAUUCGUUGACCAAUAUAUGCUAUGACACUGUCGUAUUACGUCUAUGGCUUCCAUUUUUAAAAAGAGUUUGCCUUAUAAAUCUUUCGUAUAUUAACUUUUUUA